Molecule: messenger RNA, 2569 nt
Organism: Hibiscus syriacus
Lineage: Eukaryota; Viridiplantae; Streptophyta; Magnoliopsida; Malvales; Malvaceae
Product: homeobox-leucine zipper protein ANTHOCYANINLESS 2-like
Exons: 11
Coding region: 97-2559 (820 amino acids)
Biological process (GO): regulation of DNA-templated transcription
Molecular function (GO): DNA binding; lipid binding; DNA-binding transcription factor activity, RNA polymerase II-specific
Source: RefSeq, a predicted model, not a curated record
GAGAAAAGAAAAAAAGAAAAGGACCUGAAUCAAAGCUAGUGCUUGAUAUUUCCAGAAAAACAAGCAAAAGGUUGCAUUACAAAGGAGCCUUCUUUGAUGAGUUUUGGGGGAUUUAUUGAUUACAGUUCUGGUACUAAAGAAGGCCUUGUGGGUGCAAGAAUAGUUGCAGACAUCCCUUAUAGCAACAACAACCACGGCAUACCCACUGGUGCUUUAGCUCAGUCUACUCACCUUGUCUCCCCUUCGCUUCCUAAGAACAUGUUCAAUUCCCCAGGCCUCUCUCUUGCUCUUCAACAACCUAAUAUGGGUGAUAACCAAAGAGAUGAAACUAGACUGGGUGAGAAUUUUGAGGCAAGUAUUGGGAGAAGAAGCAGAGAAGAUGAACAUGAGAUCAGAUCUGGUAGUGAUAACAUCGAUAGUGUUUCUGGUGAUGAUCAAGAUGCCGCCGCCGACAAACCUCCGAGGAAGAAGAGAUACCACCGACACACUCCUCAGCAAAUCCAAGAGCUCGAAGCUCUCUUUAAGGAGUGCCCUCAUCCCGAUGAAAAACAGAGAUUGGAGCUUAGCAAAAGGCUUUGCCUAGAAACCAGGCAGGUCAAGUUCUGGUUUCAAAAUCGCCGGACUCAAAUGAAGACUCAAUUAGAACGCCACGAGAACUCUUCACUGAGACAAGAGAACGACAAGCUUCGAGCUGAGAACACGUCUAUUAGGGAUGCUAUGGGGAAUCCAAUAUGUUCCAACUGUGGGGGUCCGGCUAUUGUUGGUGAUAUAUCACUUGAAGAGCAGCAUCUUAGGAUUGAGAACGCUCGCUUAAAAGAUGAAUUAGAUCGAGUUUGUGCACUCGCUGGCAAGUUUUUAGGGCGUCCAAUUUCAACACCUCCAAUGCCGAUCUCAAGUUUGGAGCUUGGUGUUGGUACCAAUGGAUUUGGCGGUCUAAGCACCGUUUCCUUGGCCGCUACGACGUGGCCUUUGGGGCCAUAUUUUGGAGGUGGGGUUACGAAUUCUUUGCCGCCAGUGGCUACUACUACUAACAGACCAGCAUCCGGAGUCACUGGACUCGAUAGAUCGGUGGAAAGAUCGAUGUUUUUGGAACUCGCUUUGGCCGCCAUGGAUGAACUGAUUAAGAUGGAUCAAACUGAUGAACCACUUUGGAUUAGGAGCUUGGAAGAUGGAAGAGAAAUGUUAAACCAUGAUGAGUACUUGAGAAUAUUCACUCCUUGCAUCGGCUUGAAACCAACCGGCUUUGAGAGUGAGGCUUCUAGAGAGACCGGUAUGGUGAUCAUCAACAGUUUGGCCCUAGUGGAAACUUUGAUGGACUCGAAUCGUUGGGCGGAGAUGUUUCCUUGUUUGAUUGCUAGAACAUCAACUACUGACGUGAUAUCCAAUGGCAUGGGAGGAACCAGAAAUGGUUUAAUUCAACUGAUGCAGGCUGAGCUCCAAGUCCUCUCUCCUUUGGUUCCAGUGCGCGAGGUUAGUUUCUUAAGGUUCUGCAAGCAACAUGCAGAAGGGGUCUGGGCAGUGGUGGAUGUGUCCAUCGAUAGCAUCCGAGAAAGUACUUCAGGUGCACCCACUUUUGUUAACUGUAGGAGGCUUCCUUCUGGCUGUGUUGUCCAAGAUAUGCCCAAUGGAUACUCCAAGGUGACAUGGGUUGAACAUGCUCAAUAUGACAAGACUGAAGUUCACCAACUCUAUCGCCUAUUAUUGAGCUCCGGCAUGGCUUUCGGUGCAAAACGGUGGGUGGCCACCCUUCAAAGGCAAUGCGAAGGCCUUGCUAUACUUAUGUCCACUGUUCCUACUAUAAAUCACACUGCUAUAACUGCAAGUGGGAAGCGAAGCAUGUUAAAGCUAGCUCAGCGCAUGACCGAUAACUUCUGUGCCGGAGUUUGUGCCUCGACGGUUCACAAAUGGAACAAGCUGAAUGCCGGGAACGUGGAUGAAGAUGUUAGGGUUAUGACUCGGAAGAGCGUCGACGAUCCCGGCGAGCCGUCUGGCAUCGUGUUGAGCGCUGCCACAUCGGUUUGGUUGCCUGUGUCACCUCAAAGACUGUUCGAUUUUCUACGUGAUGAACGUUUGAGGAGCGAGUGGGACAUAUUGUCCAACGGUGGACCUAUGCAAGAAAUGGCCCACAUUGCUAAAGGCCAAGACCAUGGCAACUGCGUCUCUCUCCUCCGUGCCAGUGCCAUGAACGAGAACCAGAACAGCAUGCUGAUACUGCAGGAGACAUGCAUAGACGCGGCCGGGUCGCUUGUGGUGUACGCGCCUGUUGACAUUCCAGCCAUGCACGUAGUUAUGAACGGUGGUGAUUCUGCUUACGUGGCACUCCUACCUUCGGGUUUCGCCAUCUUCCCGGACGGUCCGGGCUCUCCUGGGACCAUCUCUAACGGCGGUGGCAAUGAAGGAUCGCCGAGAGUGGGUGGAUCCCUACUCACGGUGGCGUUUCAAAUAUUGGUCAACAGUUUACCUACGGAAAAGCUGACGGUAGAUUCGGUGGAGACGGUCAAUAAUCUGAUUUCGUGCACCGUCCAGAAGAUCAAAGCUGCCCUUCAGUGCGAAAGCUGAAGGGGUAAAA